Messenger RNA from Fonsecaea nubica, 2184 nucleotides. RefSeq lists its product as hypothetical. NCBI's taxonomy places the organism in Eukaryota, Fungi, Ascomycota, Eurotiomycetes, Chaetothyriales, Herpotrichiellaceae. The transcript has 2 exons. The record is from RefSeq and is a predicted model, not a curated record. The coding region runs from base 1 to 2184 and encodes 727 amino acids.
AUGAUUUCCCACACACGAUCUCGGAGCAAAGGCUCAUUCUCCAUCUUUUCCUUUGACACUAUUCGAUCGUUCAGUCGUGCCGGUUCACGACAAGCAUCUCGGAUUCCCUCAAAGGACGAACUGCGUGAUCGAACAGAGUCAAGCCUCUCUUAUCGAUGUGAUCCCAAAAAUCAGCCGCCAGCCUCGCCCGAGCCGAUUUCCCCCGGCCAUGUCGUGGAGGAAUCUGUCAAGUCAACUCCUCAAUCACCACAAGGACUGGGAGAUCAUGACGAGGGCCAGCAGACUCAGUCAGAUGCAGAGGCUGCUGUGCUGCCAUUUCAGAGCACCCGCCGUCGAACAAAUCGACUGCGUCCCAGAUCGUGGCUGCCCUUUUCGCGUUUAUCCCCUCAAAGUCCAUAUCCUCGCAGCAUCUCCACUCAAUUACCAAAGACCGCCAGUACUUCCACGGUCGCUCGGAGUGUCAUUUCUGCUCCCGUCCUCACCAGUACCACGAAUAUCACCGUGGCUCGAGCGGAAGGAGUCCAUUGUGGAGAAAUGUUUGAUGUGGCUUUUGCUCAAUCCUCUUGGAACUCGCAAGUUGGCUGGGUAGCAAGUAACAAUGAGGACAGUGAAGGGUCAUCGCGUCACGCAAAAGCUUCCAGUGGACGUUGUGGUGAAAGUCCCGGGGGCAUUGCCAAUCUGACGACAUCGAAACGCGGAAGGAUUUUGCGACUGAGGAAUGCCAUCAGGAGUAAGAUUCGAAACGGAACUUCACGCCCAGCAGGCAUAACGGCACAGCACAAGCAAAUUCCGGAGACACCUGGAGAUGUGCAAGGCGAUGAAGUGCCGACGUUGAAGAGAGAUUUGCCCCAUUCGCGAGCAGAAACAUUGAAUCUCUAUAAAGGGAAGAUCAAAGGCAUCACAGGAAAUGGUCACAUUCGACGCAAGUCUGUGAACACCGACAAAGGUGCAGCAGAAUCAAGAGGGGGAGACUCGCCUCUUCUUGGUCGCGGCGACAUCAUAGACCUUCCCCCGACAGAUUUCGCUUCCGAACACAGCGACAAUGAGUCUGGGUUUGGUUCACUCACCAGAUCAUUUGCCAGUGCCGUUGAUAAACUGGACUUUUACUCUAGUCUGCCACGCAACAUGUCUUUCCUCAGGUCCAGAUCCUCCUUCUUCCAUUCUAAGCAAGGAGGGAAUGGAGGCAACAAUCAAGAUGAGACGAGCCGGCAAUUCCCACCAAUUUCGCCUUCCAAGCCAGCGCCUCCAGUCGCUCGAGCGAUAGCUGCGUCAUCCCAAUCAGAUCUUUUGGGCAGUUUCAAUCCCAAGGGCCAUCUUCAAAAGCCAGCCUCAGCAGCGAGACAUGAUGGGCAACACGAUUCUCAAUCACAAGAAUUCGGGCCCAACCGAGAAGUCCAGGCAGGCCGACAGACUGCGGUCGCGCCAUUGGUGUUUUCGGCCGAAAAGAAUGGUUAUGUGCCUGCGGCGCCGAUAGCUGGAUACCCUAGAGGAGUCAACCCGUUACGUAUGCAUCCGCCUGGAGCCAUGGCUGUAGCACCAUCCGUCCUAGAUCAAGCAUCACAAGCAUUGUCCCUUGACCAUAACGCACCUCUCACCUUUCCGCGGAGACACACACCAACCCCCAACAGCGAGGACCGUGAAGGCUCAGAUACGACUUCACUCGAAGAUGCCCCCAUCUAUUCACCGUCUCUCGGAGAUCUCAGCCAGUAUGCUCGCGAUACACCUCGCCCAGCAAAGGCUGUCCCUUCUGGAGGCAGUCGAGACCAAGACGGGCAUUCAGUGUCUACCCAAAGCUCUGGUAAAAAGGAUCUCGCUGCCAAAGGACAAGCCGGCACAUUAAAGAAGAGUAGGAGUGGUGUGGGAUUGUUCUCGAAAUCCAAGUCCGAAAACACGUCCACAACCUCUACUCACAGCAGACCGCAGGCGGAAUCACCGUUGUACCAACGUAGCGGUAAUCAACAGGGCAACACGGACAGUGGCAAAGGAAAAAUGGUGAAGAAAAGUAAGAGUUUACAUUUUGGAGGACUUUUUAAGAGAAAGGAUACGGCUGACCUGAAGUCGACAAUGGCAUCGUUGGCCUUUCAACCAGCCACACCAUCCCCACUUCGAAAGGUGAUGCGCUUUGGCAGUCAGUCAACCCGAGGUGGCGGCAACUCUCCUACAGCACCGUCGGCAAAGAAAUAA